This is a messenger RNA of Diospyros lotus (date-plum), 3095 nucleotides long. RefSeq lists its product as uncharacterized. The record is from RefSeq and is a predicted model, not a curated record. The transcript is spliced from 2 exons. NCBI's taxonomy places the organism in Eukaryota, Viridiplantae, Streptophyta, Magnoliopsida, Ericales, Ebenaceae. Bases 110 to 2857 code for a protein of 915 amino acids.
GCAUCACCUAUCACGCUCUUCAUCAACCAAGUAAAGCCUCCCAAAACUAGAUAUCUACUCUUGUAAGCCCUUUCCUUCCUCUUCAAUUUCAAUCAUCAAAGCGAUCAACAUGGAGGUUGAAGUUGUUUCAAGAGAAUACAUCAAGCCAUCUUCACCAACACCCACUCACCUAAAAACCUUUCACAUUUCUCUCUUGGACCAGCUCCUACCUUCUGCAUACGUCCCUUUUGUCUUUCACUAUCUCAUGUCUGAUUCCAACUGCGUCAAACAAGUGUUGGAUCGUUUAAAGAGUUCACUCUCCGAGACCCUAUCACGCUUCUAUCCACUCGCCGGACGGCUCAAGGACCACAUGUCAUUCGAUUGUAAUGACGAAGGAGUUUUAUUUAUAGAAACUCAUGUUAAUUAUGAUAUGUCAAUGUUUCUUGAGCAACCUGAACUUGAGGUCUUGCACCGAUUUGUUCCUUACCAAGACUUUGUCCUUGAGCCAGAAACUAGCUUGGUUCACCUGGCUAUUCAAGCUAAUGUAUUUGCUUCUGGAGGAAUUUCCAUUGGCGUGUCCAUGUCGCACAAGAUCCUAGAUGCAAAUACGUUGGCUACUUUCCUCAAGUGUUGGGCAGCUUUAUCUGCUGGCUGUAAAGAUAAAGCAGUAUUUCCUGACCUCACCUCAGCAUCAACACUUUUCCCUCCAAGAUUGGAACAACUACCACGUAGCAUGGCAUACCUCAAGGAGAAUUGGUUGAAAGAAGGAAAAAGCAUCUUGAGGAGAUUUGUAUUCGAUAGCAGUGCUAUAAAAGCCCUCAAGGCCAAGGCGACUAGAAAACUAGUUCCUUAUCCAAGUAGUUCCCAAGUCGUAACUGCUUUAAUCUGGAUGCGUGCAUUGGCUGCUUCCACAGCAGUGAAAGGCUACAAACAACCAUCCAUGUUGGUCUAUGCCGUAAACAUGCGACCACGAAUGGAGUCACCAUUGUCUGAAAAGGCAUUUGGUAAUAUCUUUUGGCUAACAAGCGCACAUCACAACGUAACACACACGGAUGAAACUGAGCUGCAAGUUGUGGUGGGACUAGUGAAGGAAGCUGUUAAAAAAUUAGACAGUACUUUCAUCCAAGGCAUGCAAGGGGAUGAAGGGUUUGACACAAUACACAAGUUGAUGGAAGAAAGAGAUGAAGUAUAUGCUAAAGAAAAGCCAGAAAUGUACAUGUUUAGUGACGUGAGAAGUUUUAAAUUGUCAGAGUUGGACUUUGGAUGGGGAAAGCCUAUUUGGGUUAGCCAUGUUUGGGGUUUUCCUAGUUCUAUCUUGAUCAAUGGGGUAUUUCUAGCAGAAAGAAAUGUUGAUGAGGGAAUAGAAGCAUGGGUGCACUUGGAUGAGCCUGAAAUGGCUAUUUUAGAGCAAGACCCUGAAUUCCUAAGCUAUGCUUCCUCAAAUCCAGGCAUUUCUAUGCCAAUAUCAGAGGUUGGUACUUCCUGUGUUAAAAGAAAUUAUCUCGCUCUCGUUGCUCUUCAGUUUCAUUCCAUCAAGAUGGAGAUUCAAGCGGUGUCAAGGGAAUUCAUCAAGCCAUCUUCUCCAACACCCUCUCACCUUAGAACCUUCACCAUUUCCCUCUUGGACCAGCUCCUCCCUUCUGCUUAUGUCCCCAUCGUCUUUCACUACCCCAUCUCGGAUGCCAGCUCCGUCAAACAAGUGUUGGCUCGUUUGAAAAGUUCGCUAUCCGAUACCUUGUCUCGCUUCUACCCAUUGGCUGGACGGCUUAGGAAUCGCAUGUCGUUUGAUUGCAAUGAUGAAGGAGUUUUAUUCAUAGAAACUCGUGUUAAUCGCUACAUGUCUGAGUUUCUUAAAAAGCCUGAACUCGAGGUACUGCACCGAUUUGUUCCUUACCAAGACUUUGUGCCCGAGCCGGAAAGUACCUUGUCUCACCUAGCUAUUCAAGCCAAUGUAUUUUCUUCUGGGGGAAUUUCCAUUGGUGUGUCCAUGUCACACAAGCUCUUAGAUGCAAAUACGCUGGUUUCUUUCCUCAAGUGCUGGACUGCCUUGUGUAGCGGCUGUCAAGACCAAGCAAUAAUCCCUGACCUCAGCUCAGCAUCCUCGCUUUUCCCUCCAAGAUCCGAGCAACUACCACGAAGCAUGGCAUAUCUCAAGGAGAGUUGGUUGAACGAAGGGAAAAGCAUCUUGAGGAGAUUUGUGUUCGAUAGUAAUGCCAUAAAAGGCCUCAAGGUUAAGGCCACUAGCCAGCUAGUUCCUUAUCCAAGCAGUUCCCAAGUGAUAACUUCCUUAAUCUGGACGCGUGCAAUGGCUGCUUCUGCAAAAGUCAAAGGCUCCCAACACCCAUCCACGUUGGUCUUUGCGGUAAACAUGCGGCCACGAAUGGCAUUGCCAUUGUCUGAAAAUGCAUUUGGGAAUAUCUUCUGGCUAACAAGUGCACACCACGAUGCAGCCCACACAAAACAAAAUGAUGAGCUGUCAGUUGUGGUGGGUCGGGUGAAGGAAGCAGUUAAAAAGCUAGACAGUAAUUUCAUCCAAAGUAUGCAAGGGGAUGAAGGGUUUCACAACAUUCGCAAGUUGAUGGAAGAAAGAGACGAAGUAUAUGCCAAAGAAAGACCCGGAAUGUACAUGGUUAGCGACCUGAGAAGUUUCAGAUUGUCGGAAUUGGAUUUCGGGUGGGGAAAGCCUAUUUGGGUUAGCCAUGUUUGGGGAUUCCCCAGUUCAGUGUUUGUGAAUGGGGUAUUUUUAGCAGAAAGCAGUGUGAACGGAGGAAUAGAGGCGUGGGUACACUUGGACGAACCUGGAAUGGCUAUUUUGGAGCAAGAUCCUGAAUUUCUAACCUACGCUUCCUCAAAUCCAGGUUUUUCUAUGCCAUCAUAGUUUGAUUUGGCAUUGUCAGGUUCGUCGAAUUAAUGAGUAGGUAUCCAACUUCUUGAGUCGAGGAUGGAUGUUUGGAUGCUAGAAUGUCCCAAAGAUGUUAUUUAGAUACAUAUAUAUAUAUAUAUAUUUUGUAUUUUACAGUUCAUUUAUAUGGUUUUUUAAUUUUUUUAUUACAUAUACCCAUUGUAAAUGAACAUCAAUUAUAAAAUAAUAAACAACAAUAUAUUACAUUUUCAUA